AUGUGUGGAGUUCUGCUAUUAUGGAUAUUUCAUAUCCUCUAUGAGAAUGUUCGAUUCCAUAAAAAAUACCGCUUUCCAAAUCACAUACCAGGUAGAGUCCCGAUAUUCGGAAACCUUCUGCAAAUGCCGAAGAACCCAGCCGAUCAGCGUUUACACUUCGCGGAGCUUGCAAAGAAACAUGGAGAGAUGUUUACACUCAAGUUAGGCUCCAACUACUGGGUAUUUUUGAACUCACAUAGAGUCGUUGGCGAGCUUUUGGAAAAGCGCGGGGCAUUGUAUGUCUCUAGACAAAACCUCCCAAUGGCGGGUGAUGUCAUCUCUCGUGGGAAGAGAAUCGUAUUUCUCCCAUUUGGAGACCUCUGGAAAUGGCAGCGGAAGGUCAUACAUGAAAUUCUUGGGCCUGCACAAAGAGGCGUUUUUGGCCCAUUCCAAGAUGCAGAGUCUCGAACACUCCUUGCUGGGUACCUUGACCAGCCAGAUAAAUGGCAUCUCAGUCAUGCUCGCUACAGCAGUUCUGUGGUUUUCAGCAUGACAUUUGGUCGCAGAACAGACCUGCAUGAUCCGACGGUCAAAAAAAUUGUGGAAAUCAAUGAUGAGCUUACCAAAUCCUUUGAACCCGGGUCUAAUUUGAUUGAUGCCUUCCCAUUCCUGGCAAAGAUACCAUUUGCACAUUCAUUACAGCCAUGGAGGUGGUGGGGAGAUUCCUUGUACAAGGCUGCACUAGAGAAUUUUAGUAGCGAAUUCGAUGCGCUUGUCGAGCGACAACGGCAAGGCAAGGUGACCAAAUGUUUUGUUUCGGAAUUCUUGCGACUAGGGCGACACAAGGAAAUUGAUCGCGAGAGCAUGGUUUUCCUCGCUGGGUCUUUGAUUGAGGCCGGGUCGGACACAACGCGUGUAUCGCUCAACCAGCUAGCAGCAGCAGCAGCUCUAUUUCCAGACUGGGUGGAACGUGCACGCAAAGAAUUAGAUGAGGUUUGCGGUUCAAAUGCCGAGCGGUUGCCGACUGCGGACGAUGCUCCUAGACUACCUUACAUCAAGGCUGCGGCGAAGGAGACUGUACGUUGGAAUCCUUCGUUUGGGGAAAUUGCCCACUCGCUCAUAAAAGACGACGAGUUUGAAGGUUACCGCUUUCCCGCUGGUACGACGUUUGUCUGGAAUCACUGGGGAAUCCAUAAUGAUCCGAACGAAUACGAACAACCCGAGAGAUUCUACCCUGAGCGUUUCCUCAACGCCGAUCUAGAGAAACCUACGAAGGGACAUCUGGGAUUUGGAGCUGGUCGUCGCGUUUGCCCAGGUUGGACGGUCGCAAGUGCAAGCUUAUUCCUCGGAAUUUCACGGCUCAUCUACUGUUUCGAUUUCCAUACAGUACCUGGCCGGCCCAUUCCCACGGGUAGACCGUUCUCGAUUGGAGUAGACAAACCUUACGAGGUCGGGGUCACAGUUAGAAGUCAAGCUCACGCAGACCUGAUUAGAAGAGAGUGUCGUCCAGAUGAUGGUUCUGUAAAUCCUUGAGAUAAUCACGAAGGAAACAAGAUUGCCAUGUGGUCUGCGCCAACCAAUUUAUUAAUGUUCAUAUGAUAGUGCUGAGUUGUACAAAUCACAUGAGCUUUAUUGGCAUGUCAUACAUAAGCACAUUGAACUACAAGACAGGCUCAAAAUAUCGCUUAU
Messenger RNA from Aaosphaeria arxii CBS 175.79, 1668 nucleotides. Its product is annotated as cytochrome P450. NCBI's taxonomy places the organism in Eukaryota, Fungi, Ascomycota, Dothideomycetes, Pleosporales. Gene Ontology annotation, molecular function: iron ion binding; monooxygenase activity; oxidoreductase activity, acting on paired donors, with incorporation or reduction of molecular oxygen. The record is from RefSeq and is a predicted model, not a curated record. The coding region runs from base 1 to 1512 and encodes 503 amino acids. The transcript is spliced from 5 exons.